This is a messenger RNA of Rhipicephalus sanguineus (brown dog tick), 996 nucleotides long. Its product is annotated as toll-like receptor 3. The transcript is spliced from 3 exons. The record is from RefSeq and is a predicted model, not a curated record. The coding region runs from base 22 to 981 and encodes 319 amino acids. Lineage: Eukaryota; Metazoa; Arthropoda; Arachnida; Ixodida; Ixodidae.
UGCGUGAAACCACCGCGAGCGAUGUGUUCGAGAGUUUUACCGUAUGGCCUCCUGCUGUCCCUGCUCGUAGCUCUGUGCGAUUCGUCCGCAGUACCGGCGCCACCCUCCUGCAAGGUAUACGAGGGCCUUCACUACCGCUACUUCACCUGCCGGAACUUCCACUCCGUCGAAGACUUCCAGCAGAUCCUCCAUGACAGCCACUCCGAAAAGCCGACUUGGUUCAGCCUAUGGGACAGUCAAGUUCCCAAGAUUCCUGGAGGUGCCUUCAAGGACCUCAACGUAUCGGUUCUGGAGCUCAGGCGUGUCAUCGUCGAGCAUUUGGAGCCGGCGGAUGGAGAGGAAAACCCGUUCCACGGCCUCGAGCAAUCCCUUCGCAAGGUCAUGUUCAGUCUGGGCACUCUGCCGACCUCGUGGUCCAUCCUCGCUCACCUGGAGCACUUGGAAGAGUUGAAGCUCAUCCACUACAAGGACAUGCACCUCAGCAACGACUUCAACAACCUUCCCAAGAGUCUGGAAACUCUUUACAUCGCCGAUGCUACAAUUGAGAAGAUCGACGACGACUGGCUGGUUCACUUGGAUGGCCUUAAGCAUCUGGUUGUGCGCCAGACCGACUUGUACAACUUCACCAGGUCGUGGUUGCCCAACCCAGCCCCUCACUUCACGACUCUCGACCUCCCGACAAACAAGCUGAUCUCGUUCCCCGCCAAUCUGGACGACGGCCUUCCCGAGCUCAAAUACGUGAGCCUCGAGCGGAACCUCAUCACCAGUGUGCACGAAGAGGACCUGGCUCCACUCAAGGACAAGCCGGUCUUCGUGGACUUAAUGUUCAACCCUGUGCACUGCGACUGCAAGCUGGGCUUCAUCCUGGACUACCCGACACGCUGGCACUAUUUCCUCUGCGCCACGCCCGGAGAUGUGGCCGACAGCUACAUCACGCACCUUACCGAAGAGCAGCUUCAGUGCGAGCAUGGCUCCGCUUGAACCGCCCUGCCGGCC